Molecule: messenger RNA, 5379 nt
Organism: Scaptodrosophila lebanonensis
Lineage: Eukaryota; Metazoa; Arthropoda; Insecta; Diptera; Drosophilidae
Gene: pico
Product: abnormal cell migration protein 10
Exons: 5
Coding region: 1399-4890 (1163 amino acids)
Biological process (GO): signal transduction
Source: RefSeq, a predicted model, not a curated record
GCGCACUUACGGCGUGAAAAUACGCACGGGUUUCUAGUAGUUCUACCAGUACUAUUUGUUUAUUUUUUUCGGUUUUUUUCCAUAAAUGAAAUAAUGUACCAAAAAUGUAGUGCAAUUUGUGCCCAACCGCAAUAUAAAAGCAAUCAAUGGUCGUCAAGUGCAGUCGAAUUUCAUUUGCGCGUGGUGAGUGAGUCAGUCCUUCAGUGAAUAAGUCGCCGUGCGUGCAGCACCUAAAAAUGGCCGAAAUGCAGUUAGCGCAGCAACUACAACAAACACACAGCGAUACCAAUAAGAGGCAGAGACAUCGACACAAGCAGUAGCAGCAGCAACAGAACUUGCAAUGAUAUUCAAUUUUCAAUUGCCGACAUUGUAUGUGUAAUUGUUAUUAACGUACGCAAGUACAACACAUACAUACAUACAUAGGAUUAGCACCACACGGAAGGAAGCAGCAAUACACAUACAUACAUAUGUACAAAUUCAUAGAGCAGGCAGACAGGCGCAGGCUGCUGUUUUGACGCGCGACUACACCCAAAAAUGAAAAUAAAAAGAAACAAAACGCAGCACAACAACAACGACGAAAUGUUGAAGUAAAAGCAACAACAGAAACCACGCAACGGCACUUCAGUUGAGUUGUAUUGAGAAACGCUUAUGAUUGUGUGGGUGUAGGCAGAGCAGCAAAGCAGCCCAGCAGCUCCAGAGCACAUAAACGACGUCGGCAUUGUGUUCAUUCUGCCGAUCGCUCGCUCGCUCUUUCGUUCAUUAGUGGAGUGUGGAGUCGUUUGUGCGUGUAUGUGUAUGGAGUAACAACAUUCGCCUACGCAGCAGCCAACAGCGACGCCAAGGAAGCGGCUGUGAAAUUCACAUUGAAAAUAUAUAACAUGUGUAUAUGUAUAUAUAUAUAAGAGACUGGGCAAAAAGAAAUAAGUGCAGCAGUAAAGUAGCAGCGGAUGAAAGAAUAGCCAGUAAGAAAUGCAUGCGCAUGCACAAAGCAUAACCACGGCGAAAUUCAACAGAAAAAGAAAUAAGUACACACACUUAUACAUGAAUAUAAAUACAUAUAUAUUUCUACAUACAUACGUACAUGCAUAAUUAAACGGGUUUCAAUUUAAUUGACUACGUAUUGAAAUUCAAAACGCGUUACGUCAAAUUAUGCCAAACUUUGUUGCUGUAUUUUUGUUUUUGUGACUUGACAGUGUGUGCACUUUUGUGUGUGUACGUUUGUGUGGUGCAAUACCGCCCGCUGCCAAAUUUAAAAUCAGUCCAGUCCAACAGUGCAUUAAGUUCCAGACCAGCGACCGCUUCGUUGUCAAGUCGACUUUGUUGUUGUUGCUACUGUUAUUGGUUGGUUGCAGUAGUCAAUUCAUCUUGCCCUUGCGCUGCUCCGCUCGUCUUCAAAUUAUGGAUUGUGGUGGUCUCGCAGCACAGCAGCAGCAGCAACAACUACAACAGCAGCAGCGUUUAUUACUACAACAACACAAACAGCAAGAGCAGCAACUACAACAAAACUCAUUGAAGUGUCUUGAGGAAAUAGCAACAACAAAUAUUAAAAACCUUGCCAUUGUCGGUGGCGGGGAGGCCAGCGGCGGGGUUAGCGGAUCAGACGUCGGCAGUCCACAUCACAAGUUGCUCGAUAAUAAUCCAAGCAGUGGCGGCGGCGCUGGCGGCGUCAAACUGCGCAAACAUAGCGAACGUUGCCUGACGACGCCGGAAGCCAAGUCGCACACAUACCGCAUCUCAAUGGCCAAUCUAGAAGAUACGCAGGAGUCCGAACUGGAUCUAAUUUUGGGCGAGCUAAGCUUGCUGGAGGCGCAGAUUUGCUUCGGAGAAGCGACAUUUUUGCCGGGAGUGGGCGCGCCUACUGGUGUGCCACCGCCGGCCGCAAUUUCCGUGUCGGCCGCCUCAUCGCGCACCCAUUCGCGCACAAACUCGAGCAUAUCUGGUGAUGUAAAUUCCAGUUGCUCCUCCUCCUCCUCCACGAGUAUAUCGUCGUCGGGUCUAUUGGAGAAUGGGCAUGGCCAUAACGGAGUGCAAUUCGGUCUAACCAUGGGCAUGACCAUGAGUGUCGGCAUGCCACGCGAGCCACGCACCGAAUCGCCCGAUAAUGAUUCAGCAUUCAGUGAUACGGUCUCACUGCUGUCCAGCGAGUCGUCGGCCUCAUCGAGCACUUCGUCGCAGCAGCAAAAGCUACAGCAGCAACAGCAUCAACUGCAAUAUCUGCAGCACCCAUAUCCACAUCAGCACCAGCUUCAUCAUCAUCAUCAUCAGCAGCAGCAGCUCCAGCAGCAACAGCUGCCGGCGGCGGUGAAUCAAAUAAUGGAUAGUGCCAAUAACAUCUCGAAAGCAGCCAAAAUUCAACUGGCCCUGCACAAGCUAGAGAGUGCACAAGUAAAGCGACUUUUUGUCAAAGCCUUCACAGCCGAUGGGGCAUCCAAAUCAUUGCUGGUCGACGAACGCAUGACCUGCGGUCACGUGGGGCGUCUGUUGGCAGACAAAAAUCACGUGCAGAUGCAGCCUACCUGGGCGCUGGUCGAGAGUCUAGGCGAUCUGCAAAUGGAGCGCCUCUUCGAAGAUCAUGAACUGCUUGUGGACAACUUAAUGACCUGGAACUCGGAUGCGGGCAAUCGUGUUCUCUUUCAGCAGCGUCAGGAUAAGGUAGCGCUCUUUGCCAGACCAGAAUUGUAUCUGCCGGGUCCGCAAAUGGCACCCGGGUGUCAGCAUGAUGAGCACACGCGUCAUAUGCUGUUGGAGGAGUUCUUUGCGACGAACUCUCAGCUGCAGGUUGAUGGGCCUCUUUACAUGAAGGCCGACCCAAAGAAAGGCUGGAAACGCUAUCACUUUGUGCUGCGUUCAUCCGGUCUCUACUACUUCCCCAAGGAGAAGACGAAGAACACAAGGGACCUGGCCUGCCUGACGCUCUUCAACGGCCACAAUGUCUACACAGGGCAAGGCUGGCGAAAGAAAUGGAAAUCGCCGACAGAUUACACGUUCGGCUUCAAGUCCGCCGUUGACUCAUCGCUGGGCAAAUCGUGUCGCACGCUUAAAAUGCUGUGUGCCGAAGAUCUGGAGACCAUGGAGAAAUGGCUAACGGCCAUUCGCAUCUCCAAGUAUGGCAAACAGCUGUGGGAUAACCACAAGACGCUGCUCGAGGACCUUUGCCUGGGCGAUGGUGUCUCGAACAACAGCUUUGCUGUCUCCAUGCGCAGUGAGUCCAUUAGCAGCAUCUCGUCGGCGGUGCCCUCGCAAUGCGGCAGUGUCUCCUCGGCUAUUUCCAGCAUGUCUAACUCGUCGAGCGGUCGUAUCUCUCGUGCCUCCAGCUCUAGCUCCAGCGGUUGCCUCUCGGACGAUAACAACGGCUUUGAUUCGGAGUUCACUACGGGCACCAUCAAGCGCAAACCCUCGAUGAAACCCAAUCUGCCGCUAACGACCAUGACUCGUCAACUCAAGGAGGUGGGCGAGAUCACCAUUUGUGAGAGCAGUGGUGGCAGCAGUGGAGGAGCUACAGCGGAUGCUACCUCGCCAGAGCGCGGCGGCACCCUCACACGUCGUCACAGCCGACGCAAAUCUCAAGAGAGCAACGGUAGCGGAACACUGAAACGUCGUCCAGCCCCUGCUAAUGUUGCCGCAGUGGUAAAACGGGACGUGGUUGAUGGCAGCGGUGGUUCCUCUUCGUCAUCCAAUUCCACGCCUACGCCUACUCCCAGCAUAUGCGCCAAACCUUUGCUAGAUCCCAUGCCGGAUGUCGUGUUGGGCAAUGACCUGAUGUGCUCCUCAACGCUGUCUUUGGACUCUCUGCCACCGCCACCGCCGCCAACGGCCUUUGUCCAGGAUGAGCAGGACGUUUACGGGUCACAGUUAUCGUUGGCAUCGCUGCCGCCGCCGCCCCCACCAGAGGAGGUGCUGGCCUAUGCCAGUAACCCUCCAGUUGCUACUCCUAGUACACCUACUGGCGGCAUGCCCAACAGCAAUGGCACGAUGCCUCCGGCUGUGCCGGCCAAACCCAUUAAGCCGGCGGUGAAGAAUGCGUUGAAAGCGGCGCCACCCUACAAGGCUCCACCUGACUAUGUGGGACCAGCGUUGAGUGGUAAUCAGGCCAUCGGCAGCAUUUAUGCAGCUGCGGCUCCUACGGUGCCUGCGCCAGUACAGAAAAAAGUAUCAUUUGCCGACUCUCCAGUACUGUUGCGACGGAAGAUGUGCUCUCCAGAGCCGGUGGUGCCUGUGCGCUCCACAGGCAUUACGCUCAGCAGCUACCAGCAGCAAGAGCAGCAACAGCCCUUCUAUGCGCCUGGACCGAUGCUGCCACCUCGCAGUGAUCCGUCGCGUCUCUCUAGCAAUAGCAGCGUCUCCGAGGUAACCUCGCCCAAGCGUCUGCAAGAGUCGGCCUCGAAUCCACCGCGCGACUUCCUUAAGGAUCUGCAGCGUGUAAUGCGGAAGAAGUGGCAGGUGGCCCAAAAGUGCAAACUGGAGCCGGCGACUACGCCACACGAGGUGCUUGGCUUUCGUGACUUCAACAAUGAGGAUCUCCUGGCUGCACACAAUCUGAACUCGGGCGCAAAUUCCUCGCAUUAUUAUCGAGAGACGGCGAACGUUAGUCACUGGGUGCAGGAGCAUUAUGGAGCGGGCGCGGCCCCGCCGCCACCACCCCCCAAUGAGUUCGCCCUAUACGAGAAUGUGCAUGCGCAGAGCAAUGGAGGAGCGGGAGCAGGAGCAGGAGGAGGCGGUAUGGCCAGUGGAGCAAUUGAGCCCCAAUAUGUUACUGCAAUGCAGCAGCAGCAGCAACAUCAACAGGUGCCACAUAAUGCGGCGGCAGCUGCAGCAGCAUUGCGCAAAAAGCGUCCACCACCGCCGCCACCCAAGCGCAGCGACUCCACACAUUUAACGCAUCGUGUCUAGGCGCUUGCGCACUACUCUCCAAUCUCUUAUCUCUCGAAAUUCUGUCUCCAAUUGGAUCUCUUGCUUCGAUGGACGAUUCGCACGAUCCGAACACCUUUAUAUUUGUAUGUUUAAAAUUAAGUGCAAAAUUCCUAUAUAAGUAGAUCAUCAUCAAAUCAUAUAACGUACAGAAACGAAUUGCAUAAAGCAUAUAUGUACAUGUAUAUGUCAUGUGGCAGUCGAAACGAUCGUUCUUGAGUAUUAUAACUGGAUAGUUAUGAUGUUUUUUUUUUUGUAUUUGUUUAUAAUGCCACUUAUUUAAAUUUUAGAUUCGAAUGCAACGUAUUCGCAACUGUUUUUAUUUUUAUUAUCAAUUAUCUUUAGGAGAGAUUUCAUUCAUUGGCACAUUACAAUUGAUAUACAACAUAUUUAUAUGUUUUUAGUAAAAUAUUCAAAGAUACAUUUAGAUGUUAAUUACAAAAACGCAAGCAAACAUCAAUUAAUUUUUUU